AGGCGAGUACCGCUUCACAACGUCAUUGGCACCACAUUUGGCCAAUGGGUUCUCGUUCUUUGCCUUUUCGUCUUCUUGCAGUGUAGUGGAACAGUUCUUUGGAGGCUUUCUGGGGGCAAUGAUGAGUUCAGCACGACUUGGAAUGAUAGCUGGUGGAUAAGCUACACCUUGCUCAUUGAUAUUGGCACGCAAACAGGGCUGGCAGCGAAUGAGCGUCCGACCAUCAAAAUCGUGAGCGUUGUGAUUUCGUUGGUCGGGUUCGUCUAUUGCCUCACGUUGUUGGGCAUGGUGGUGGACCUGAUCCGCGAGGUGUUGGAUGACUGUCGCAUGCGCUUCAGCAGUGUGCCAGCGCAUGGGCAUUGGCUCAUCCUGGGCUGGGGCGACAAGACAUUGCUCCUGGUGGAUGAACUGCUUACCUCCAUCGCAUCGCGUCCACAGCGUCGUUGCGGUUGCUGUCGGAGGCGGCAAAUCGUUAUCCUCGCAGACAUGCCAGAGCAGCAGAUGGCUGAUGAGGUGAAGGUGCAUUGUUUGGCGGACCCACUUCUCCAGCGGAUUGGAACCCUUUUCUUUCCUAUCGUGCGCUACAAGCAGGGGAACCCCACAGACAUCUCCGAGCUCUUGCGUGUGAGCGCACCCAUGGCACAAGACAUCUUGGUUGCCAGCACCUCGGAGAAUGGGAACCUCUCAGACCUCAAAGCCAUCUCAGCCUUGUUGGCAGUCGCGGCAAUGCCCAAUGAUUCGCAAGUGACUGCAGACGUUUGGGUUGAAGUGUGUCAAGAACAGAGUCUUCGCGCGAUGAACAUCAUUUUACCUCAAGCUCGUGGCAUUGUCGCUCGAAAGCUGGUCAAUCGUAUUAUGGUGUUACGUGCGCUCGUGCCCUCUGCAGGCUUCG
This is a messenger RNA of Durusdinium trenchii, 892 nucleotides long. NCBI's taxonomy places the organism in Eukaryota, Dinophyceae, Suessiales, Symbiodiniaceae. The record is from the annotation of a GenBank genome assembly.